Molecule: messenger RNA, 4058 nt
Organism: Oncorhynchus gorbuscha (pink salmon)
Lineage: Eukaryota; Metazoa; Chordata; Actinopteri; Salmoniformes; Salmonidae
Gene: nog2
Product: noggin 2
Exons: 1
Coding region: 1344-1979 (211 amino acids)
Biological process (GO): negative regulation of cell differentiation; dorsal/ventral pattern formation; osteoblast differentiation
Source: RefSeq, a predicted model, not a curated record
GGGAUAUUUAACUUGGGUUUGAGCACCGCUCGCAACAGACACACUCAUACACAGUGUGUCUAAGCAAAGAGACGCUCAGCGCCAAGUCUCAGACCUCCUAAAGUAGGAGAAAGUAAGUAGGCGCUACUGUAGCAGCUAUCAAAGGAGUAAAGAUUCUCCCCCAGGAAUUACUGCAAACACUGACCGGGCAAAAGACUGCAGAACUUGGGCUGAUUCGACCAUUGCAACCGCGGUGGGACUUGUAGCUCUUUUUGAUAUCAAUAGCGAAAUCAUCAAUGUCAUUGAGGUGAAAAGGGAAAUCAAACUGAACUGAACUUAAACUGGCAUGUUAGCUUUUGCGUUUGAUAUGCAUUUUAUUCGUGAAAGUUUAUAUUAAGUUGUGAAGUUGUUUUCGUUUUAAAUUGUUGUGCGCAAAACCACUGUGCGUCCUGGAGGAGUAUUUGUAGGGGUAAAGCUACAUUUUGGUUUGGAUAGACCUUUUCAUCAGGACCGGGAAAUGGUUCUGCUUGCAUAGGUGUGGGAGAGAGACUACAGUGGUGCGUUUUGCCAAAGAGAGGACAUCAGACUACACGUGGACAAUUUCAGUGAGGUCCCAACAGAACGUUGGAAUAUCGUACGGGGACUGAAUAAAGUCACACGACACCUCUCAUCCCAUGGAUUCUAAACUCGCGUUUGGACUCUCUCAAACCUGAGCGUGCCAGGGCAAGUUGAAAGAAGCCACGUUUAUAAAAGUCGCCUGUAAAAAUAACAUUGACCAAGACAGCCCUAGUUGCCGGGCCCAUGACAUUUAAAACUUGGUGAAGUACUUUUUUGUGCGCCCUUCUCUCUCUGGGCGUUCUGGAUCUAUUUUGUCUCUGAGGAUAACGCGGAUCUUUAGAAACACUUUAUUCCACGCAACUCUCGCCUCAGCCACUGUCAUCCAGUCUAGACAAUUUGUCGUGGCUUUGAGUGUCCCUGGCGUAACCAUGACAACAACAAGAACCCCAAAGUGAAUUUGAGAAAAAGAGUGAAACGGGAGAGUGGGUGAAUAGAGUUUUUCCAUUUUGUUUUGUGCCCUUUUGGUUAAGCCUAAACUUUGUUCUUUUUUUCUUCUUUUUGUUGUUGUUGCGAAGAGGCUCUCCGCGUUCUACAAGAUUGCAUCAGCAGAUUGCUAAGGUUCCCUAAAAAGAAACUCCACUCCAUGUCAUUCAAACCCGACGUGGUCUAUUAAAAAGGAUCGUCUUGCUCGUGCCUCUACUUCGACUAUUUAUGAAGCCCCCGGGCUACUCAUUUCAAAGUGCACAGUAGCGGUGAAAAUAACGUAAUAUUUAAUACACCCUGGGAGCCAUCACGCAAAGUUAAAUAUGGGCUUCUCACAGACGCUACUCGUUUAUGUACUUGUGUCCAUUCACCUUGGAGUUUCUCAACAUUAUCUACGCCUGCGCCCCUCGCCCAGCGAGCACCUUCCGGUGCCAGACCUCAAGGAGGACCCAGACCCGGAAUACGACCCCCGGGAACAGGACUUGGCCGAGAGGACUCUGCGGAAAAAGCUCGGCAGCAACUUUGAUCCCAAUUUCAUGUCAAUCAGCUCGCCCAUGCUGGUGAACCUCUCCGUGCAAGAAACCCAGAUGAAACUUCAAGGACCCAUGCCCAACGAGGUUAAAAAGCUGGAUCUCUCGGAGACCCCCUACGGGAAGCGGGUAAAAGUGGGCAAGAAAGCCCGCAGGAAAUUUCUGCAGUGGCUGUGGACGUAUACGCACUGUCCGGUGGUGUAUACCUGGAAAGAUUUGGGCUUGAGGUUCUGGCCACGCUACAUCAAGGAGGGAAACUGCUUCAAUGAGCGCUCUUGUUCCUUCCCCGAGGGGAUGUUUUGCAAACCUGUCAAGUCAAUCACCAAGACUUUCCUCCGGUGGUAUUGUCAAGGGUUUUUAAGACAGAAAUAUUGUACGUGGAUACCGGUGCAAUACCCAAUCAUCUCGGAGUGCAAGUGCUCUUGCUGAGUUUCAAUGGAAGUAGUAGGGUCGGGGAAGUGGACUGGAAAUAUACGGUUUCUAUUGCACUGUAAACUCUGGACAGAGGUGGGCACCAUAGCGAAUCUAUUUUUUUAUAUAGCAUUUGAAUUGAAAUGCCAACAUUGUACAUAUUUAAGAAAAAUGCAGCUAUUUUUUUUUAAUGAACAGGACCAUAUUUUAUUUCAUCCCUGAAACGUGUUUUUGGGGGAACACAAGCACUUCAGAAAGAAGAGCUUUUAUUUUUUAUGAAAAAUUUAAGAUGGAAUGCAUAUACAACUUCUCCAAGAAGUUCACUUUUUUCAACUGAACAUUGAUGCUGACUGUUAAUUCACUGCAAUGCUGCCUAGAGCUUUUGUAUGAUAUUAAUAUCAAUAAUAAUUCAAUUAAAAGUUGAGGAUAAAGAUAUAUAUAAGGCGUGAACUCAGCUGUUGGAAUACAUAGUAUUUUGUAGAAAUAAACAAAUCUGUAUGUUUUAUUUAUUAUUUUAACGAUUGUGAGUAUAGAACAUAAGGAAAGAAAAUAGCAGAGUAUACCAGAAAUUAUGGGAGAUGUCUACUUGAAUAUUUCUACAAAAUAAAAUAAAAAGUAAACAUAUCAGUGUAAAUGUUAUGGUUACACGUUUUAGCAAUAAAGUCUAUCUCUUCAACAUGUAUUAGUGUCAAGCAAGUUGCUUAUAAAGUGUGCGCCUGUCCAAGGGGGGCGUGUAUGGUCGUGGAGUGGAAUGGAGUUGCUAAAUGCACAGUAAGUCCGAGCUGAAAUGAAUCGGGAUGUGGGGGACGUUACUGACGCUCCACGCUGUCACUGUGAUUUUAGAAACGGGUGAUUUACUAUGUUGUGUAAUGCGCAACACAUACUUAAAACUUCUCGACAGAAUUGGCAUUCAUUGUUUCGAGCCAGCGGAGAGGAGAGGCCAUGCGUAUCCAUCCUAUCUCUUACGCAAACGCUCAUUUCUCGCUUCCAAGGUCUUAACACAACAGUAACAUAUGAUUAAGACAUUUGAAACCGUGUCCGAUGAUGACAUGGCGGGUUACACGCAAGCCAGUGUCGUCUGGGUCUGUGCUAUUCAUUCACUGGAAGCACUGCUGCACUGCUGCCUUUUCAAGCCCUAUGACAGCAUACGAAAAAAAACAAAGACCAUAAAACAAUGGUCAACUGUUUUUGACGUUACCAGACUAUUAAUUGGAGAAUGUCUGAACUGCCUGCAAAUUAAAGAGAUAUGGUCAAUUACUCCAUGAAAUCAAAGCAACGACUCAUUUGGCCUACUCCAGGGGUUUUAUGGUGUUUAUAUUAUUCUUUGAAUACAAUCAACAACUUAAACAGUCGCCAUUAACCAAUGUUUGGAACAUUACAAAAUGUUCUUAAACUGGAGCUAUAUUAUUUCCCCCAACACACCAUCUUGUGCGCGUUAAAGUGAUUUGUGUCUGCGGGCUGAGUUGGAUUUGACACUUGCCGCACGGUUAUUGUGACAGAUAUACUGAAGGGAUUUUGUAAGGAGAGGAGAGCGGCAAUAUGCCAGCGGAGGAGGGGGGCUGCUUUCCUUUGCUGUCAGCUUCUUUCUUGAUGUCUCAGGGUUUUAGAAACUGCGUCUCUGACUCGGCGGCGCCACUCAGCCGCCCCCUCUCGACUGCGCAGAAUGAACCACUUUGGGAAACAGUAACCCUUUCAGGCUCUGCCCAGAGUGUAUUUUAGAAGCGUGUGAAAGGCUAUACGCCACCAUGGCUCCCACGAGCUAGGUGCACACCUUUUAGAACAGCCCUGUCAUUGCAAUCUGGCGUUGUUCGUUUGGAUUGUUCUGUGUUAUAUAGUUUCCUUGCUAUUUCAUAUCAUUGAUCUCUAGAAUGUAUAUUCCUCCACGAUUGUAAGGUGUGAAUCUUAUAGAAAAGUAAGCCACCGAAGACAAAUUAUAUUUAAAAAAAACUUGGAGAUGAUAUGAAAAACACAAAUUACGCACGUAUGUUAUAGUUCAUUUUAAAAACACAUAUUAACGCACGGAUUUUGUGUUAACCAUUUGAUGUCUGAAAUCUUGCUAUUCAGUCAUUAUAAUUCCAACAGGCAUGAACAGUUGGA